Messenger RNA from Thrips palmi, 7301 nucleotides. Its product is annotated as probable phospholipid-transporting ATPase VD. Gene Ontology annotation, molecular function: ATPase-coupled intramembrane lipid carrier activity; ATP binding; magnesium ion binding. The transcript has 19 exons. Gene Ontology annotation, cellular component: plasma membrane. Bases 234 to 5036 code for a protein of 1600 amino acids. NCBI's taxonomy places the organism in Eukaryota, Metazoa, Arthropoda, Insecta, Thysanoptera, Thripidae. The record is from RefSeq and is a predicted model, not a curated record. Gene Ontology annotation, biological process: phospholipid translocation.
GGAGGGCUCUGCGAACGUCACACACAACGGCAGUUCAGUUGUUCAGUUGUGUUGUUUGUAGGCCUAAGUGAAAGACGUGUCUGCUUACUGGGCGGUAGUGCGGGUCGACUUCAAGCGUCGCGUGUUGUUUAGAAAUCUUUGGAGGCGAUAGCGUUACUUAAAAGUUGUGAGACCGAAUUAAAUCGAACGAAAACAUGCACUUUCAUUAGCCCCUACACAAGGAAUGAUGGUCAAUGAUGUCAAAACCAGGCAGCGGAGAGUUUGCACCAAAAGCAGAAGUGGAAGACUUCACCCUUCCACCAUGUCCUGGAGAAGAAUCAAGCAAUGGAAUACCAGUGCCGAGCUCUUCCGGGGCCAUGGGGGCCAUGGAGGUGGGGCCUGCUUCAAGGAGCAGCGCUGGGAGCGCCCCACAGUCUGCUGGCAGCAUGGGUCACGUUGGAAGGGGCCACAUGCGCAGUGCCAGCCAUGGCGGAGUCGCUGCGUCUGGGCUGACAAGCUCAGGGUCGACAGGGCUGGUCAGCAGGCCCUCAGCGCUCAAGUCAAGCCGGGGACACCAGCGUGCCUUUUCCCAGGGUCAGAUAGAAGGCACCUCUGACUCUGCUGGACUUCAGCGCGGUCACAGUCGAGUGGGAUCAAGAACGGAUUUCAUUCUGCCCCCUGGUCACAGAGACACGGAAGGCAAUGAUGCUGGGAAUCGUGCUCCAGGGACCAGCGCUCACAAGGCUGGCCGAGGCCACUCCAGGCAGGCCUCCAGGUCCGAGUCAAUUUACACCCUUCGCAAUAACAUGGGUGUGCCGUUUCAAAGAAGAAUGAUCAACUUCAUUUUGAGGCGUGCAGAGAAGACAGAAUUUGAGCGCCCCUCCUACAGAACUAUAGUUCCAAAUCACCUCGUUCCUCCCAAGACUCCGCCUAAACUUCACCCCAAUGGCAAGACAGUUAAUAACCGGAUUAGGACUACCAAGUACACAGUGCUGUCCUUCCUUCCAAAGAAUUUAUUGGAACAGUUCCAUCGUGUAGCUAACUUGUACUUUAUCUUUAUCAUAUUACUUAAUUGGUUUCCUGAGAUUAAUGCCUUUGGAAAAGAAGUGGCUAUGAUUCCUGUGAUGUUUGUGCUUGGUGUGACUGCCAUCAAAGACUUAUUUGAAGAUCGAAGAAGGAAGGCAAGUGACAAGCGGAUCAACAACUCAACAUGCCGUGUUUAUGUGAGCGAGGCGGGCCGCUACAGGCGGCUGCUGUGGCAGGACCUCCGCGUCGGCGACCUGGUGCACCUGUCCAACAACGAGGUGAUCCCUGCCGACGUGCUGCUGCUGCGGAGCUCCGACCCCAACGGAAUGUGCUACAUCGACACGUGCAACCUGGACGGCGAGACCAACCUCAAGCCCCGACAGGUGGCGCGCGGCUUCGUGGACAAGUACCGCACGUUCGAGCCGAGCCUGUUCCGCAGCAAAGUGGAGGUGGACCCGCCCACCACCAAGAUGUACCGCUUCCACGGCACCCUGGUGCACCCCUCGGGCGCCACCGUGCCCGUGGGCACCGAGAACCUGCUGCUGCGCGAGUGCGUGCUCAAGAACACUGACUUCGUCGAGGGCAUCGUCGUCUACGCCGGUCACGAGUCCAAGGCCAUGUUGAACAACGGCGGUCCCAGGUACAAGCGCUCUAAACUGGAGCGACAAAUGAACAUGGACAUCAUCUGGUGCGUCGUCAUCUUGAUAGUGCUGUGCGUCGUGGGGGCUGUCGGCUGCAGGUUCUGGCUGCAGGGCUAUGACCCGGAAGAGUUUAUUCCCUUCAUUCCAAAUUUGAUCCAACGAACACCAUCCUGUGAAGGCUUCCUUGCCUUUUGGACUUUCAUCAUCAUUCUUCAGAUUAUGAUACCACUGUCACUAUAUGUUAGUAUUGAAAUGACUAAACUUGCUCAAGUGUAUCACAUUCACCACAAUAAAGACUUGUACGAUCCUCUGACUGACAAGCGUAUUGAAUGCAGAGCUUUGAACAUAACAGAAGAACUGGGACAGGUGCAAUAUAUUUUUUCUGACAAAACAGGAACUUUGACUGAAAAUAAAAUGUUGUUCAGGAGAUGUGCUAUUGGGGGUGUGGACUACAACCACCCUCCUCCAGAGAAUAUAGAGACUCUUAGACUUAGACCAGGGAUUCCAAUACCAGUCACAGUGAAUCCUGUUCUUUUGGAAGAAUUAGCCCAACUGAGUAUGUCACAUAAGUCGAAGGAUGUUGUUGAUUUUACUCAAGAGAUGGCCUCUGACUCGGACUAUGUGGGAUCCCAGUCAGCCAAUGACAAUGCGAAAGAUGCAGGGGGUGCAGCAAGUGCUGCGCUUGUCGGCAGAUCAGCUCAUUCACAGAAACUGCAAGAAUUUCUUCUUGUUCUUGCUAUUUGUAAUACUGUAGUUGUUGCCAGGCAUCCUCAUCAUGAUAUGAUGAAUGAUAGUGGUGUGAUAGAAUCAAAUCCUGUGCCAAAUUUAUUUGAUCCAAAUAAUUCAAUAACAGUCGAGCCUAUCACAGAAGAGACUACUCCGACAACAUCAAAGCAUCCGCACAGUGCAGGAGCUCGAGCUGGUACCUCCAGUGCUCAUCCAAAUGCACCCUCUACUAGCGGAAAAUUUCUCUUCCACUCGCAAGAAAAUAUCUCCGCUUCUAAUUCAUCCACUCCCAACAUGACUCCUCAGACAAUUUAUGGCGAUAAAUACACAAGACUAACUGAAUCCCGAUCAGUGACUCCAUCGCCACCUCCACUGUCUGCUCUUUCAAGCACCCCCCAGCCCAUCCCAUCCAAAAGCAUGCUCAACCAAAUGAAAGCCUCUUCUGUACCAACCCCUGUUGAUUCCACUCCUGUUGUUGGAUUCUCCAGUCUUGGCAACACAUCUGCAUCCUUUCCAACCCCCUCUCAUCUGCAGCCAAGUCCCCCCAUUUCUAGAAAGAAAAAAUCUGCACUACGACCGAGGCUCUUAAAUGUGCCUCCUUUCAUCAGCUUGACCAGUAGAAGAGGGAGUAGUGCUCCAGCUCUCAGCCAAGGUCGGACAACACCAAUCAUGGGUGACCUGAAACCAAUAUUUGAGGCAGAAAGCCCUGACGAGAUUGCUCUGGUGGAGGCAGCAUAUAGCUACAAUUGUCGACUGGUUCGCAAAUCUGCACACUAUGCCACCCUUUUUGUUCCUGGUGAAGGUUUGAUGGAAUUUGAACUUCUCCAAGUUUUACCUUUUGACUCCAGCCGAAAAUGCAUGUCUGUUGUUAUUCGACAUCCUCACACAAGAGAAAUUAUCUUGUAUUCCAAGGGCGCUGACUCCACUAUUCUUACUCUUUUGGCUCCCACUGAUGACUCAGCUAUGAAACACAUGAUCAUGCGGACACAGCAGCACCUGAAUUCGUAUGCCAAGCAAGGAUUACGAGUUCUUGUGAUGGCUAAGCGAAUUUUGUCAGAACAGUUUUAUGCUAAUUGGGUUCGUACCAAAGGAGAAAUAGAAAUGAUAAAUGACCAUCGAGAACGUGAAAAGCGGACCAGAGAGCUGUACAGCAGCAUGGAGAACUCUCUCGUUCUGCUUGGGGCGACCGGUAUUGAAGACAGGCUCCAAGAAGGUGUCCCUGAGACAAUAGCUGCUCUUUUGAGUGCUGGCAUCGUCCUGUGGGUGCUAACUGGUGACAAACCAGAAACUGCCAUUAAUGUCGCAUACUCUGCGAAGUUAUUCUCACCCCAAAUGGAACUUCUAAAAAUAUCUGCACGCUCCAAAGAAGCUGCGGAAAGAACAAUAGCGUUCUAUCUUGCAGAGAUUGAGCGAGAUAAUCCUCCUGUUGUAAUCAACCCGCCUCUUCUGACAGGGGGAACAAAUGUGACCCGUAUGCGAGUGGGUGGAGCUGGUAUUCACCCCAAACCCAAUGAGCGUGUGGAUGCUGUGCCUCCCUCCCACAACAACGCCAGACCUAUGCCUACCAUGUCGCAUUCCGCUGGAGUCAGGAUGAGUCGUAAAAGAGCUCUCGUUGUGGAUGGAAAGUCUCUAACGUACAUUCUGGACAGACGGUCCAAGUUGCAAAAACCAUUUCUGGAACUUACAAGGCAUUGCUCCUCUGUUCUCUGCUGCCGGGCUACUCCCUUACAGAAAGCUUACAUUGUGAGAGUUGUCAAAGAGCAGCUAAAGAUGAGAACUUUAGCUGUUGGAGAUGGAGCAAAUGAUGUGUCAAUGAUUCAAACAGCAGACAUUGGUAUAGGCAUCUCUGGGCAGGAAGGCAUGCAGGCUGUGAUGGCGUCAGACUUUGCCUUGUCGAGAUUUAAGUAUUUAGAAAGAUUUCUGUUAGUUCAUGGACAUUGGUGUUACCAUCGGCUAGCUUCAAUGAUACUUUACUUUUUCUACAAAAAUGCUACAUUUGUGUUCCUCAUUUUUUGGUACCAGCUUUACUGUGGCUAUUCUGGUCAAAUCAUGCUUGAUGACAUGUUCCUCAUGCUGUUUAAUUUAAUGUUCUCAUCUUUUGCUCCAUUUGCAAUUGGAAUUUAUGACCAAGAUGCACCUGAAGAAAUUUUGCUUGCCCAGCCACAUUUGUAUCGUCAGGGCCGUCUGGGUAGAGUUUACAAACCACAUUCCUUUUGGGUCACCAUGGCAGAUUGUUUAUAUCAGAGCUUGGUUGUCUUCUUUGUUGCAAGAGGAGCUUACAAUGAUUCUGAUGUUGGCUUGUGGCAAUUUGGUACCACAGUCACAACAUCCUGUAUGUUUAUCAUGGUGCUUCAAGCAGCCAUUGAAAUUCGUUCCUGGACUAUAAUACAUCUGGCUGCAAUUGUUCUGUCACUCGUAAUCUACUUUGCUUUCACUAUUCUAUACAACUCAAUCAGAAUACCGUACAUAGGUUAUUCAACCAGUUAUGGUGCAGUUCUCAAAGCGUUCUCAUCACCAGUGCAUUGGAGUGUAGUGGCACUGUCAAUUGUCACAGCAUUGCUUCCGAGGUUUGUGAUGAGAAGUUUGGAAACCCGCUUGUUUCCCAAUGAUGUUACUCGUGCCCUCAUUGAUUGGCAACGAGCUCGUCGUCGAGAUCGACGGUAGAACCAGUGAAGAAGUGUACUUACGUCAACCCUCUAACAGCUGUUGGAUGACCAUUGUUCUUUGACUGUCACUUGCAUGUCAUGCCAAACAAUCUUUCAAAUACGCUUACUGCAGUAGCAUAAAUGUUGAGUGUAAAGUGGCCUAAGGUGCCCCAGUUUUUUUUAAAUGUUAUUGCAGGAGCAAUUCUAUAGAUGUUAAUCUUUUUUUUCAUAGCACUAAAAAUGGUGUAAGAAAAAGAAGUAUGUAGUUGGUGCUGUGCACUUUGUUCAGUAUGAUUCUGAACUUUUAUUUUUGUUCAAUUUGUAAAGAGAUAUUUUCAAUUAAAAUAUUGACUGCUUUGGGGAAGACCCGGUCUGUUACUGUUGGGUCUUGCUCCUUUCCAAUCUUGCCAUUACAUAAUUGUAAGCCUUGGGUAUGUAGAUUAGUUCUCUUGACAAUAUUAGUUUUCUAUUGUGCAAGGAUCUCAGGUUUAUGCUAUGGAAAGGCAUCAAGUGGUUUCUUUCACAAUAGUUCCUGGCAUUUUUUCCAUGUGCCUGUGUGAUAGUGUCCAGGAUGUUUUUCCCUCCUAUAUUUUGUAUGAUAACUUUUAAACAAUUGACCAUGUGAUUCAGUUUUACUUCUACCUCUUGUGUAAUUACUGAUUUUAUUUUGGACAGUACGUGUUGAGUUGACGACACAAUGAAAUGGCUGUGUUAUGGUGCGAUAAUUUGCUCGCUACAAGUUUUUGCUUUAUGUAUGUUAGCUAAAGAAAUUGUCUAAAAAAGCAAAAACAUUUCUGUUUGUGUAUUACUGCACCAUAGAUUAGGUUUAUUAUCCAAUCUGUAACUAGUAUUCUUAUGUUUUUGGUCCAAACUUAUUGCUUGGAACAAUCUAUCAUUUAAAAAUGAUCAAUUAUGCCUGACCAAAUUAUUUUUUUUUAAUUUUUAAUAAGUGAUCAUAAUGACAUGAAUUGCACGACUAUUCUUAUAUCAUCUAUUGUCUGCUUGUAACAGUGUAGUACUAUGCAUAUCAUUUUUGUCUGGAUAUGCUAUCUCCAGCUGACUCUCUUUCGGCAGUGCAUUAAUCAUGGUUAGUGUGGGCAUAUUUGCUCCCUUCAAUGAAGGCUAGUGGCCCUGGGUUUUGGAUCGUUGAAAUAAAUUUGCGGUGUAACGCAUUGGAUUGUCAAGCACUUCGUACUUAAACUUCAAAAGACCUGAAACAUAUCAUUCAUCAGGUACGAUAUUUGCUUGUUUUAUGUAAUGUGCUGAUCUGGAAAUAUUUGUGUGCUUAUGAUGCAUGAUCUUUUUAUGCUGACCAUCUUUCAAUGCCUCCUUUUUUCUUACAUUCCCUUUGUUAUGAUUUCAGUGUGUAUGAUCGGGUUUUAAGUAUUUGCUUCUGUGAAGUUAUUUUAUAUUCUGUCUUGCUUUAAGGGUUGUUUUCAGUUCAGAGCUAUCUACCUAUGAUUCAUAUGCUACAGUACUGUAUUUUUUCCUUUAAAGCCUCACCAAAGAUGUGAUUCAUACAAAAUGAGGUGUUUCCUCUAUGUGGAAACACAGCAAUGUGCGUCAAAUUACAUUUUCAAGCUGAAAUGCGCUGAAUAUCAUGUAGAGUAAAGAGUUUAAUUUGUCCAGGAUUUUGUAGAAGCACUAGGCGCAGCUGUAGGAACAAUGUUCAGUAACUAAAAGACAGUCUGCCUGAGGACACCAAACACAAGUGCCAUUCAAUGUUAGUUUGAUAUUGUAUUAAAGGAAUUGAGUUAUUAAUUUGUUGUACUUUAUUUAAUUAAUGGUGAUUAACUUAUUGUAGCAGAUAAAGGAAUAUUUUAGUUAGUUCUACUGUUGUAAUCUGCUCCACUUCAGUUCUGAGUGAGCAGGCCAGCCAUGUUCUAAAUUGAGGGACCACUAUUUUAUGCUUGUUGUAAGGCUGAGAUUUGUGUUUCAGAUUCUAACUUUGUUGAUUUGGGUGAAAGAUUUAAAGGAGAGACAAACCUGAGACUAAUGAUGGUUUCCAGACAGAGAAUGGGGCUCCUCCUUGGCAGUUAAAAUGUGAAGAAAAUAAAAUGUAAUAGUUGUUUGUCUUUUAAAAUGAUAUUAGCCCUGUACUGUUUGUUGAAUGCAUUGAUGUAAAUGCUGACCACCUGUUUCUUAGAAGUGCCAUGUGUUCAAUUUCUCUGCUGCUUUUAAGACUGCUUACUUAGCCACAAUGCAUGACAAAUUUAAAGAAAAACAAAUUGCAAUAUCUGUAACAAAAAGAUUAUAAAUAAAAUUAGUGAGCUUCUCAACAAGA